GCACUUAGUUCAUCAUACUGUACCCUGGAUCUGUCUCUCAGUGUCUUAGUUGGACCCUCAACACAACCAACUGAAGCUUUUCCUACGAUGGGAGACUCUUUCAUCAUCGCUAUAGACUUUGGGACUGCAUACAGCGGCUAUGCCUUCAGUUUAACCUCCAGAGGAGAGGAAAUUGAUCCUUAUUUGAAGGUCUGGGGUGAAGAAGUUGGCCUGGAAACCCCAAAGACUCCCAGCUGCAUCCUUUUUGAUAAACAAGAAGAGUUUGUGAGCUUUGGUUAUGUAGCCAGGGAAGAUUAYCUUUCAAAAAAGGGUCAAGAAGCGAGAGACAUGUUCUUCUUUGACUGCUUCAAGAUGGCGCUCUAUGACAAUGAAAUCAACAGAGAUCUGAUGAUCAAAGCAGCCAACGGGAWGUCGAUGAAGGCGCUGAAGGUUUUUACAGAAGCUCUGAGAUUCCUGAAGUAUGACGCUWUGGAAACCAUCAACUCCAAUGCAAAAGGGAGAAAGUUCAUKCCCUCUGACUUCACCUGGGUCCUGACGGUUCCUGCCAUCUGGGAUCCUUCAGCCAAACAGUUCAUGAGRGAAGCUGCAACCCAGGCAGGCAUUGUGUCAGAGGGAAAUGAAGAUAAACUGGUGAUUGCACUGGAACCAGAAGCUGCUUCAGUUUGGUGUAAGAAGCUUCCAGCUGAUGGUUUCAUCACCCAGAMCAYCAGCAGAAACACCCUGGAUCRGUCUCCAGGAACUCAGUACAUCGUUGUCGAUUGUGGAGGUGGAACUAUUGACAUCACUGUUCAUGAAGUCCUAGAAGGAGGAACCUUAAAGGAGCUGCAAAAGGCCUCUGGAAACGACCUGGGAGGACAAAAUGUAGACAGAAAAUUUAAACAGUUCCUCAGAGAAAUAUUCUGUGAUGGAGUCUGGGACAAAUAUGAACAAAACUACCCUGGUGAAGUUCAAAAUAUAAUGUAUGACUUCACACUUUUCAAAAAGGGGGAUAAAGAUAUAGAAAUCACCUGCUCACUUAACCUGGGAAGAUUGAGAUCUGUGGAAUAA
Molecule: messenger RNA, 1047 nt
Organism: Poecilia reticulata (guppy)
Lineage: Eukaryota; Metazoa; Chordata; Actinopteri; Cyprinodontiformes; Poeciliidae
Product: heat shock 70 kDa protein 12A-like
Molecular function (GO): ATP-dependent protein folding chaperone; ATP binding
Source: RefSeq, a predicted model, not a curated record